AUGCCGUCCCCUUCAGACAUACCCCCCGGCAAUAAUGCCUUCAACAACACCAACAACAUGGUCAACAUCAGCAGGGCCAACGAUGCACCCACUCCCACUCGCAUCCCCACUCCCGCUCCCUGGUUCUUCCUCUCCCGCCGCCGUCACCUUCCAUCCCCUUCCCUCUCUAACCAAGAGCAAGACGAAGUGUUCAACCGCAUCUCCUCGUCCAUGUCCCAUUCCUCUACCCUCGCAGCCAGACAAGAGCCCAAUGUCGCGGCCGGUCUACCCACCUCACCCGGCCUACAUAUCCUCCGCCGUGCGAGAAUCGUGGAGUAUAUCAAGUCCUAUACGUCUGCCCGAGAGCGACAUGAUGGACAGCAACGGGAAGCGACGACGGAGUGGGGAGUUGUUGGAGUUCCCGUUCUAGAGACACAUCCACAUUCACCUUCGUUUUUUAUUACAGCUCUCUAUCAUGAUGGUCAUGAUGGGGAAAUAACCCCUCCUCCGGCUUCCCCUCAUGGAGCUUUUUUAUCGGAUAUCAUCAGGACGAGCAGCCCAGACAGUCCCGAUAACAAGUCCGACACCAGCGCUGGUGGACGCCGCCGCAGCCAGAGCGCCAGCAGGGAUGUUGUUGAACACUUUGUGUCUGGCAGCGAUGCCGGCGAAGACGAAGACGAAGACGAGGACGAGCUCCUCUUCCUUCAAACACCCCCCAACCCCAACCCCAACUACAGCUCUAGCUCGCGGGUUGGUACUACUACUAUCACAGGAAGCAUCACCGAUAUGUUACUAGGUACCAUGACGGCCGAGGAGCAGGCGGUGGUGAGCCGGACGUGGAAGAAGGUUUUGAAGUCUAAGGGCAGGGGUGUUACUACUACUACCCAACAUGGAGAUAUGGAUGCGGUAGCGGAAGAAGGGGAGGGGAACAAUAGCGAGGGGGGAGCGGUGCUUUGGAACAAGGUUGCGAUGCAGGAGGAGGAGGAAGACAGUGACAGUGACGGAGGAGGUGCUCCCCUUUCCGGGUCAUCAUCUGAAAAUGGUAGUAGUAGACUCGGCAACGACCGCCGCCGCGAAAAAGGUGGUUCGGACGGAAGAAGACUAGACGGCGGUUCGAAUCGUCGGAUUGAUUUGGCACAGUUCGCUGCCAGACACCACCACCAACAGUUCUGGCACGGCCCCGGCCUCCGGGCCAAUUCGGACAGACAAAAAGCAGAUGCUGCUGCCCAACUUGAACGCCAUCGUCGACCCAGCGAUACGCCUAUUCUUCCCGCAUUUCGUUCCGGGAUCGAAACAGGGGCUUGCCGGUCCGAUGCUGGUGCUGACAUCACUCUCGAAUUGUUUUCCACCCUCUUUCGACUCCAACGCGCUGAGGCCCGGGCCCGGCAACGGGUGCUUAACCGUUUCUCUUCUUUGGAUCAUCCGGGGCGCAUCAAUAGCUUGCAAGAUGGCGGACAGCAGGCGAGACAACCUGGACGUUCGCAACAACGGAAUCCUGAUGAUGCCUCUACUUCAAAUGCGGACCACUUCACCUCUGAGCGCCACCGCUUUCAUCACUUCACCGAACCGCCACUUACAUCAAACACAACCAGAUCUCUCCAUCUACCUCCGCCCACCCCCAGUCGUCCCAGCAAAGGCUCAUCUUCCCGGUCGGUUCUUGCCCAGUCAUCAACACCACCACCACGCGCUCCCCUGCCGCACGAACCUCAAGGGAGUCGUACUACAAACCAAGUUCCCAAACCGCCUAGCCCAACCACCACCACCACCGGAGACUUCACCCCAACCACCGGAAAUUCCACAACCACACCACUCUCCUCGUCCUCCUCCUCCAAACUAGGACCCUUCCCCCUCUCCCCCUCUACCGUCGCCCUCCUCGCCUCUUCACAAGCUUCCUUCGAACGUCUUACCACUCCCAAAUUCCAUCCCGCCGGUGUCAGCCGUUCCCGUCAGAAUCAGGAAGCCCAGAUUCAGGCUCACACAGCGGCAUGGACGAACAUUGACAUUGGAAAAGGUAAAGAGGAGGAGGAGGGAGAGAAGGAGGGAGAGGAAGGGUGGGAGAUGGUGGAUAAUCCUUGUGAUGAGUAUCGUGUGAUAUAUAAUCCGGGGAAAGGAAAUGGGUAUGCGAGGAAUGGAGGGUUUGGGAGGAGGGAGGUGGAGGUGGAGGGGGAGGUGGAUGAAUUGCCGGGGGGGUUGGAGGAGACAUGCACGGAUUAUGGGUUCGUGCUGGAUCGGAAGGGGGAUGGGGAGGGUUCAACUUCUGCUGGUGGAGGACCCCAACAACAGCAACACCAACACCACCAAAUUCCCAUUGUCGUACCGCCCUUACACCGAGAUAUCACGAGACAUGGAACCCCAUCAACAACAUCAACUACGAGUCAAACCCAAACCCAACCCCAUCUCGCAACCUCGCGGCUUCGCCAACUUCAACAAACCGAGCGGGAAUCAACCGUCUCAACAUCUCUAUCCGUUUCUUCAUACGCACCACUAUCGCGGCCCUCCAUGUCAUCAUCCUCCCCCUACCCCUCCCCGUUCUCAGGAGAAGUGGGAGUGAGAGUGGGAGCGGGAGGGAGGGGGCAAAACGAGGAGCAGAAGGGGAAGGGGAAGGCGAAGGGGAAGGAGAAGUGGAAGGGAACGGCAAAUGAACAGGAGCGUCAUGGAAAUGGGAGGAGGGAAGUAGAGACCCGGACUACUCGUGUACAGCAGAAUUCCCUUCACCUUGGAAGGAACAACGGUCAACGUGAUUAUCGGGGUCAGGGUCAGGGCCAGGGGUCGAAUUUUCCCUCCUCUACGAACCGGAACGAAGAGAGGGAGAGCGAGAGAAGGCGAGGAGAUACUCGUGUUAACAUUCGGAUGGGUCGUAUCGUUCAACCAUCGGGAAGUCGUGCUCACACGGGGGGUAGUGUCGCUCAACCUUCUGGGCGGCCGGGGUUGGAUGAUGACAGUGUUGAUAUUGACGAGGGUUUUGCUGAUGUGCUUCCUGGUCGUGUGGGGAAGAAGCAGUGAACAUCAACAACAAAUGUUGAAGGAAACUUGGGAUAUUUCAUGACGUUAUUUGGAUAAGGUACCGGAGGGAAACACAAUAGUAAUCUAGCGGUUUAGCUAGCAAUUGGAAAUCAU
Molecule: messenger RNA, 3096 nt
Organism: Neurospora tetraspora
Lineage: Eukaryota; Fungi; Ascomycota; Sordariomycetes; Sordariales; Sordariaceae
Exons: 1
Coding region: 1-2982 (993 amino acids)
Source: RefSeq, a predicted model, not a curated record